AUGAUGAUGUACAACGCCAUAGUUAUUAUAUCAAUCGUCGUUUUAUUUCACAUUAACAUCGUUUAUAAUUCAACUAUACAUGACGCAAGAUCUAACGAAGAAACAUUACAAGAUCAUGAACAUCAAAUAUCAUUAAUUGAUCAAGAUGACGAAGAUUUAUAUGAUAUGGAUAAACGAUUAGCUAAUAUGAAAUUUGCUAGUGGACUAGGAAAACGAUUAGCAAAUAUGAAAUUUGCUAGUGGACUAGGAAAACGACUAGCGAAUAUGAAAUUUGCCAGCGGAUUGGGAAAACGCCUGGCGAAUAUGAAAUUUGCUAGUGGCCUUGGAAAACGACUUCCAUCAAUGAAAUUUGCAUCUGGUUUAGGUAAACGAAAUGAAUACGAGGAUUUAAUGGAUUUUACUGAUGAAAAUGAGAAUCAAUUCAAUCGACAUUAUUUUUAA
Molecule: messenger RNA, 441 nt
Organism: Didymodactylos carnosus
Lineage: Eukaryota; Metazoa; Rotifera; Eurotatoria; Philodinida; Philodinidae
Source: the annotation of a GenBank genome assembly